This is a messenger RNA of Amphimedon queenslandica, 3729 nucleotides long. RefSeq lists its product as uncharacterized. Lineage: Eukaryota; Metazoa; Porifera; Demospongiae; Haplosclerida; Niphatidae. The transcript has 29 exons. Gene Ontology annotation, biological process: protein ubiquitination. The coding region runs from base 318 to 3686 and encodes 1122 amino acids. Gene Ontology annotation, molecular function: ubiquitin-protein transferase activity. The record is from RefSeq and is a predicted model, not a curated record.
CGUGACUUCUCCGAUUAUAAACUCGACUGAGCGCUGCUUGCCUGCAUCUAUGCCUGCAUAAUAGAUUAUCUAUGCCUGCAUGAGAUAUCUAUGUUGCCUGCUACACUCAUUUGACUUCUUAGAUCUAUAUCAGUUGAUUUAGAUAGAAGGCCAGAGUAGACAUCUAGCACUUAAUUAUACGGUGCCACGUUUAAGAAAUUUUUGUUUUCUCUGAUCAAUAACUCGGACCUUCUUCGAAAGAAAUUGGUGUCAAUUUACCUAGCUUCUUCUUCCUGUCCAGUUCGUUGGCAACAACCCCGCUUUGCUCGAAAGGCAAAAUGUCCAAUGAAUUAGAAGAAUUUAUUAUUGAGCAUGAGAUUGAAGUUACACCAUCUGCACUUAAAAAGUUAGAUGAGGUGUAUGGAGUUACUAAACUGGAGCAUCUAGAUUUUAUGCAAAAAGAAGAUCUGAUGGAAGCAGGUAUCAAAGUUGUUCAAUGUAGAGCUUUACUCUAUCACUAUGAUCGGUAUAAAAAGCGCACAUCAGCAACACCUGAUGACGUAUCUAUUUCAUUGUCACCAUUGCAAUUAAGCUACAAUGUGAUCAAACAAGCACCAAAGUCAAAGAAGCAGUUCCAAAUAAAAUAUGUUCUCUGUAUUGAUAUGUUUAUUAUUAACCAAGAGGAGCGAUGCAUAUCUGUAAAUCCAGAACAGGAUACUAUGGAAUUUUUGAUUAGGGAAAUUUGCAGCAUACAUCACCUUGAUCAAGAGUUAACCCUAGAGCUAUACAAUAAAAAUGGAAUUCCAUUAAAUGUUAAUGAAUAUACUUCAAAUUUGACACUUAGCAAGUGGGAAGUGCAGCUAAAUGAUUCAUAUUAUGUUCUUCCACGAAGAAAAUCACAACCUUUUUGGGAUCCUCCAGCAACAAUAUUAGAUGAGGCUAAUGAAAAAGGCCAAAGCAAACUAAAGGUUUUGAGUGAGGUUUUUGGGCAUUUUACAAUAGAUGUAAAUUUUGAUACUCUCACAGUGAAAAAAGUGCUUCAAAAAGCUUCACGUAUUUUGAACAUACCCUCCUGUUUCUUGACAUUACACAAAAAUGUAUUUGAUGAUCCCAUGAGUGAAGAUGAUAAAAUAGCAUUUGAUGCUGAGGCAUGUGAGCCUGAGGUGAUCAUACGUUUCAAAGAGCUUCAUUCAAUUGAUACUGAUUUUGGGAAACCUAGUUACAUACCAUUACAAGAACAGACAGAAAAAGGAUUGGCUAAAUUUUACUCUGUUUUAAAAUAUUUGGCAUAUCAAACUCAUUUUUUGUGCCACAAAAUAGCUAAUGCUGUUUCUAAAAUUGCAGAUUGUGUUCCGUUAACUGCAGCACUGCAUCAAUUUAGAAAAUUUUCUUCAUUUUAUCAUUUGUCUUAUUUAGCUAUUUUGUUUGAAGGUUUUUAUACCUUGUCAAAAGCAUUUUUGGCAAAUUUUUGCAAUGUUAACGACAAUCAAGUUUUUGAAUUUUUUGACUACAUUUUUGGAUACAUAAUGAAGUACUCAGAGAAUUUAUAUGAUGAGCAUACAUUGGAAUUUGAUAUAAUUGAAUUGAGGUGUCCAAUUACUAGUAACAAAAUAAUUGAGCCUGUUACUGUCAUCACAGAUGCCCCUGUCACGAAUCAACUUUCAUAUGAGAGGAAGGCUGCAGUGAAGCUAAUUAAAAACAAAGAGGUUUUACCUGAAUGUGGUGAUUGUAUUGAGGAACAGGAUCUGAUGCCUAAUGAGCAACUUCAACACUAUCUAAUUGCAUUUUCAUUCAGCAGUCAUUUUGCAGAAAUUCAGGCCCUAAAAAUUUCUUCAGGAAAAAUGAAAAUUAGACCAUUGAUGUUUCCAUGUUCAUGGAAAGAAUUAAGGGAAAAUGUUAUAAAAGUAAGAAAGGAAGAUUUUUCGGGUAAAACAUACUGUUUCACUUGCAAUAAAGAAGGUCACCUUUCAGUUUACCUUGGCAAUACAAAAACUGCAAAACCACAGCAUUUUUUUUAUAAUCCAAUAACAUGUGAACAAGAUACUUAUUCAGAGGAUGAUUUAGAAGAAAUUAAGGAAAAAAGUGUCACUCACAAUAUUGCUGAGUUUCUUCAUCCGAAAGCAAAAGCACUGCUGAAGGACUUUGAAUCAUCACAAAAAAGUGCUGAAUCUUCGAGUAAAGAAGGCAUCACUAGAGAGCCAAAAGAAGCUAUUAUGGUAGUGCUUGAUACAAGUAGUUCCAUGAGUGGAGAAAUAUUUAAAGAAUAUGCCCCAAAUGAUAAAUACAGACGAAUUACUGCAGCCGUUGACUUCUUUACUGCAUUUGCAAAUAGAACACAAGCUUAUGAAUUUCCUCAUGUUUUGGGUGCCAUAUACUUUAAUGAUACUCCCAAAGAAGUUUUAUCACUGUCUGAAUUACAGGCAAACUUUGAAACAACAAUUAAUAAGGCCAAUAAUGAAGUACGGGGUCAAACUGCCUUGUAUGAUGCUUUAAAAGCAGCAGCAAAUACCCUUUCUGAGUUCACAUCACAGUUUCCUUCAUGCCAUAGGAGAAUUCUUUGCCUGACUGAUGGAAAAGAUAACAGAUCCAAAGCUACACCAUUUGAUGUGUCAGCAUUUCUUGCUAAAAAAAAUGUUGUUGUAGAUUCUAUAUUAAUAACUUCUGGAGGAAAUGCAAACUUAAAAGCAAUCUCUCAUGCAACAGGUGGGCUAUGCUUUUUGCCUAAAAACCGCAGAGAAGGAACACGCAUAUUUGAAAUGGAAACAUUAUUGUCAGUAAGACAAAGGAGUGAAAGGAAAUUGCCUUCCCUUUCAAGUCAGGCAGAUUUUGAUCAAAUACAACAAAGAGAUUAUGAUUCAACUGAUCCAUACUCAUUCAAAAGCACCUUUUUUGAAGGAAUUGAUGAAACUGUAACUUGCUCUGCUAAGAGAAUGAUAACGCUAGCAACAAUAAUGAGUGAUGAACAUUUGAGUCAUACAUCUAGUAGUAAACAACCUAAUGUUCAAAGUCUUAUGAGAGAAUUAAAGACCUAUGUGAAAAAUCCUCAUCAAGAUAUAGAAGUAUUUCCUGAUGAAAAAAAUAUUUGCCAGUGGAAAAUAAUUCUGAGAGGACCAUCAGGCACUCCUUAUAGUGGAGGAGUUUUUCUUAUUUUUGCUAAAUUUCCAAAGGAAUAUCCUUAUAAGCCACCUGAGAUGAGAUUCAUUACUCCAAUAUAUCAUUGCAACAUUAAUUCAAAUGGACGUAUUUGUCAUCCUAUACUUGGUAGAAAUUAUUUACCUACCUUGUCAAUUAAGGAAAUUUUUGAUCACAUCUAUGGUCUCUUGAUGGCCCCAGAACCUGAUGAUCCUUUAGACAGUGUACUUGCUGAAGAGUUUCAUACCGAAAAGGAUGAAUACAUGAGGAAAGCACGUGAACUGACACAAGAUAAAGCAACUAAAGUAACAUGGGAAAAUUACAAGAAAGCACUUGGUGAAGAGGCAGGUGAUGUUUCAGAUGAUUUUAAAUGCCCUUUAACUGGAAAACUAUUUAUAAAUCCAGUUUCAACACCAAGUGGGCAUACAUAUGAACGUGAUGCAUUACUGGAAUAUAUGGCUAGAAAUGAUAAUAUGGAUCCCAAAUCUAAGCAGCGUAUUGCAAAUGAUGAGCUUCGUCCUAAUUCUAUUAUUAAAAAACUUGUUGACAAUUUUCGAAAAACUAAUUUGGUUUAAAAACUGCUUUUAGUUUCCUGUUGUGUGUUAGCUAGCUGUAGUG